GAGUUUGAGAGAAUGGCUUCCAAGGGAAAGGUGUGUGUUACUGGGGCCUCUGGCUUUGUUGCUUCUUGGCUUGUCAAAAGACUUCUCGAGUCUGGUUAUAAUGUUCUAGGGACAGUCAGAGACCCAGGCAAUCAGAAGAAGGUAGCACACCUCUGGAACUUAGCAGGGGCCAAGGAAAGGCUGCAGCUUGUCAGAGCUGACCUCUUGGAAGAAGGGAGCUUCGAUGAUGCUGUGAUGGCCUGUGAGGGUGUCUUCCACACUGCAUCACCUAUCAUCACCAAAUCUGAUACCAAGGAAGAAAUGCUUGAUUCUGCAAUAAACGGCACUCUAAACGUGCUGAGAUCGUGCAAGAAGAAUCCUUUUCUCAAAAGGGUUGUUCUCACGUCAUCAUCGUCAACCGUGAGGCUGAGGGAUGAAGCUGAAUUCCCACCCAACGUGUUGCUGGAUGAAACAUCAUGGAGCUCUGUGGAGUUCUGUGAAAGUAUUCAGGUAUGGUACGGUGUCGCGAAGAUCCUUGCUGAGAAAUCAGCUUGGGAGUUUGCCAAGGAGAACAACAUCGACCUAGUGGCUGUUCUUCCAACAUUCGUGAUUGGACCUAAUCUCUCGUCUGAAUUAGGACCCACUGUUUUAGAUGUCCUUGGCUUAUUUAAAGGAGAGACAGAGAAGUUCACCAUGUUUGGAAGGAUGGGGUACGUCCACAUCGACGACAUAGCCAGCUGCCACAUCCUGGUCUAUGAAACCGCCAAUGCUAAAGGGAGGUACAUAUGCAACUCGGCGGUUCUGAAUAGCAACGACCUUGUCGCUUUCCUCGCGAAACGAUUCCCAUCGUUCCCCAUCCCGAAGAGUUUACCGAACAUUUACGGGGAGCAGACGUAUGGUUACAACACGUCCAAGAUUCGGAAGCUGGGUGUCGAGUUCAAAGGGGUGGAGGAGAUGUUCGAUGACGCGGUGGAGUCGCUCAAAGGUCAUGGCUAUCUGCUCGAGAUUGCGGAAUGAUGCGGAUGAAAGGAUCAGUCCCUUCACGGCAGGGAGAUGCAAUUUAGUUACAUGAGAAAAAUGUAUCCUCUUCCCUUAAGUUUUAUUUUAGGUAUUCUCUCUAGCCACUCUCAGAACUGCGGGUGACUGACUGUCAGCAUCUACCCUCAACAGAACCACA
Messenger RNA from Lolium rigidum, 1156 nucleotides. RefSeq names its product tetraketide alpha-pyrone reductase 1-like. The transcript is spliced from 6 exons. The record is from RefSeq and is a predicted model, not a curated record. Bases 13 to 996 code for a protein of 327 amino acids. Gene Ontology annotation, molecular function: oxidoreductase activity, acting on the CH-OH group of donors, NAD or NADP as acceptor. Lineage: Eukaryota; Viridiplantae; Streptophyta; Magnoliopsida; Poales; Poaceae.